Molecule: messenger RNA, 1985 nt
Organism: Prunus mume (Japanese apricot)
Lineage: Eukaryota; Viridiplantae; Streptophyta; Magnoliopsida; Rosales; Rosaceae
Product: Pentatricopeptide repeat (PPR) superfamily protein
Molecular function (GO): protein binding
Source: RefSeq, a predicted model, not a curated record
UCUCCAAAUCAAAAAUGUCAUUCCAGAACGUCCUCAGAACCCUCAAUACUGUCAAAAGAACACCCGCCAGACCCUAUCAAGAAUUCAUAGAAUUAAUUUCUAAAACCCCAAACACUGUAACUUCAAAACCCCUCAAUACCACAACCAUAUCCCUCCUCUCCAAGCUCAAACCCAACUCUCUCAACCUCAUUCUCUCAGACCCCAAAUUCAAAUGCUCCAAAAGCUUGCUUUUCUUCAACUUCCUCCUAAAAAACCAGUCCUUUAUCUCAUUCAAGAUUGACCUCCAUGCCCACUUAACCCUCAUUUGCAGGCUUCUCAGGGCAAGAAAGUUCACUGAAGCUGAGGAAAUUUUCAAAUGUAUCUCAGUUGAUGAAAAUUCCAGGUACCCUUUUUCUGUUAUUGCUUCUGCUGCUGAAAUUUGCUGUCUUGAACCUAGAGUCAAAGCGAAAUUGUUCAAUUUGAUGAUUAAAGUUUAUUCGGAUAGUGAAAGUUUCAACCAAGUUUUGGAGACUCUUGAUUUUAUGAAGAGUAAUGGGAUUCAGAUUGAUGAGAGGACUUGUACUGUGCAUUUGCUUGCUCUCAACAGGAGAGAUGAGGUGCAAAAGUGUUUAGAUUUCUUUUAUCGAUUGCUCGAAUCGGGCACUAAGGUCUCAGUAUAUUCUUUGACAGUUGUGGUAGAUGGGCUGUGUGGGAGUGGGGAGAUUAGGAGGAGUAGAGAGUUAGUGGAGGAAAUGGUGAGAAUAGGACCUAAACCCAAUAUCAUUACAUUCAACACAAUUGUGGAUGCUUGUGCUAAGAGAUGGAACUUUCCAGAGUUGGAUCUGAUAUUGCUUGUGAUGGAAAAGGAAGGAGUGGCAUUCGAUAUCAAGACGUAUCAGUUCUUGAUUGAUGGGUUCACGAGUUCUGGAAAGGUUGAAGAAGCUGAAAGGUUGGUUGGGGAGAUGCAUGAUAAAGGAUUGAAAGUGAACACUCAUUCAUACAAUUUGAUAAUAAAUGGCUAUUGUAGAUUGGGGUCUAUGGAAAGUGCUCAUUCUUUAUUUCGUAAGAUGGCUGAGAGAAGUACAUUCCAGAAUGCUGAUACGUACUGGGCUCUAAUAAAUGGUUUUUGCAAGGUUGGGGCGAUGGGGCUGGCAAUGGAAUAUUUAAAUGAGAUGCAGAAGAAGGGGAUUGAAUUGGACAAUGUUAUCUUGAAUAUAUUGAUUGAUGGUCUUUGCAACAAAGGGAUGGCUGAUGAAGCUUUUCAGUUGCAGGCAUUGAUGGUGAAAAAAGCUUUUAAUGCUGAUUUGUCUGGGUGUAAAGAGACAGUAAAUGGAUUAUCUAAAUUGAAUCAGGCUGAGGAAGCAAAUGAGGAUGCCGGCCCUAAUUAAUUAGACAGGUGCAACAACUUAAAAUAGGGAGCUUCUCUACUUUGCCAAUAUAUGAAGAAAAUUGGGGAAAGCUAUCAUUCAAGGAAGAGAUGAGAUGACAGGGGGCUAGGGGGUGGAAAAUGGGAGAAUGAAGCUCAGAAGCUCAGUGAGGGCUCCAAAGAAGAAGAGUUCUUAAGAGUAACUUCUUCUGUGUGAUCAUAGUUAGCAGCUGCAAUUUCGAUUCGGCAAUAUAUGGGAGAACAAGUUAAUUUACCCAUAAAAUGGCCCACUGUAAAAUUAAAGCUGCAAUGAAUAUGUCCCCUGUCCUUGGCUGUUUUAUUGGGUUACAAAGUCUGGAUGGCUGGAAAGAAAGUGAUUCGAACUCAAAUUGAAUGAUGAGCAGUGAACUGUGGUCUGCCAUUUAGUUCAUGGUAUAGUUCAUGGGGGUUUACAAAUUUUCUUGGGGAAAUUUACGAUUUUUUCUGUUGAAGGAUUGUACACCUUUAGGAUUUGAUCUGAACACUAUACUAUCACCAAUGAAAGGAUUUCUUCUAAAGUUAUACAUUCUUUGGAAGUGUUGUAAUAUUAAAUCAGAAAGAUGAACUUGAAUUUUUGUAUUCAAUUAAACCGAUCAACUUU